Messenger RNA from Plodia interpunctella (Indianmeal moth), 3513 nucleotides. RefSeq lists its product as uncharacterized. The record is from RefSeq and is a predicted model, not a curated record. Bases 179 to 925 code for a protein of 248 amino acids. NCBI's taxonomy places the organism in Eukaryota, Metazoa, Arthropoda, Insecta, Lepidoptera, Pyralidae. Gene Ontology annotation, cellular component: nucleus. The transcript is spliced from 6 exons.
ACUUAGAGAAUAGAAUGCUUCCCUUCCACACCAUUGACGUCUAGCGUCUUUUUGACAGAGAUCGAGCCAUUCAUUUAUCAAUUUGUCAUGUUAAGAAGAAGAGAUAUUUUGUAAAUAGUUUAAAAAUAUUCAUUUAUUAGGUACCUAAUUCUUAAUUUUUUGAAUCAUCACCAUCAAAAUGAGUGCGCCAGCUACGACUACAGAAUCAUUCGAUGAGUUUUAUACAGAGGUUAAGGAGAUUGAAAAACGUGAUUCAGUGUUAACACCAAAACAGCAAAUUGAGAGAUUAUUGCGUCCUGGCUCCACCUACUUCAACCUGAAUCCUUUUGAGGUCCUUCAGGUUGAACCAGAGACAACACUUGAUGAAAUCAAGAAAAAGUAUAGGAGACUUUCCAUCCUUGUUCAUCCAGAUAAGAAUAUGGAUGAUUCUGAACGAGCGCAGCAAGCGUUUGAAAUAGUCAAUAGAUCUUGGAAAACACUAGAGAAUGAUGAAACUCGAAAAAAAUGUUUGGAUAUUUAUCAAGAGGCCAAGGAAAGAACAGAUCACAUGAUAGAACAAAAGAAAAAAAAGUUGAAAAAGGAAAGUCGCCUUGAAGAAGGUAUACCGGAGGAUGACCCAAUCAAGUACAAACAUGCAGUAUAUGUCAUGACAAUGAAGUUGUUUGCUGAUAUGGAGCGGAAGCGGCAACAUUUGGAGACUCGAGACAUGGAAGAGAGAAAGAGGAAAAGGGAAGCAGAGAUAGAGCAAGAAGAACAGAUGUCCUUUGAGAAGGAGUGGGCGAAGAACUUUGAGGAAUCUCGUCAAAACCGCGUUGAUAGCUGGAAGACAUUCCAGUCUGGCGGCAGUAAGGAGAAGAACAAGGAGAAGAAAAAGAAGAAGAUAAUGGGCUUCAAACCACCCAAGCUAAAGCCAGAGAGCAGAUAACUCCCGACCUCUUUCUAAUUAUAGGUCGUCUCCUUUACUGAGAAGUAAUUUUGAUCAUAAAUUGAGCUGAUAUAGGUUGUUAAUUUGAAAUAAAAUAAUGUUUAAAACUAUGUGCAUUAAAACCCUUUGCGCUCUUAACAAAUAAAUAAAAUAUAAUACAAUUAUAUAUCGAAACAUAUGUACUUAGCUUUUUUGAUAACUUUUUAUUAAACAUAUGUCUGUAUCAAAAUUAUUCCUUGGUAAAACAUAAGGACUCCAUAUUUAGCUAAGUCUUUUCAAGUCUCUGAUAACUAUAAAAACGAUGAUAAUUUUUUUUUCAAAUUGCAUAAUCUUAUUUUUGGUUGGUAAGUAUAAUGUUAUUACAUUAUACCAACCAAAAAUAAGAUUAAAUGACAUUAUACCAAUAGAUAAAAAUAUCAUUUCUGAGCAUAACUUUAUGAAAUAAAAAUAAUCCUUCUAAUUUUAAUACGUUCUCCGUUUCAGUAAACAAAGACGACCUUGAAUAAGUCUGAAGUCGUCUGUGUAAUUGGGUAAACCCGUUUUUAAACACUUUAUACAAAUUACAUGUAUGCAUAAAUUUCUUGUUCUUUAGGCUUGUCAAACUUUAAAUGUUUGUCUUCAUUGGCUGUUAGGGUUAAUUUGUGUAUAUUAUACUAAUGUAUAAUAUACACGAAUUAACCCUAACAGUCAAUGGAGACAAAUAUUUGUAAAAAUAUACGAGACAUCCGAGAACCUAACCCAACCGAAACCGAAUACCGAAAACCAAACGUAGCAUACAUAGCACAUCAACAAAUAAUGACCAAGUGUGGGUGAAAAGUUGUCACAGAUUUGAAAAUAUUCUCAUUUUUAGUGUAUAGUUUGGAUACAAAUAGAAUGUAGUCGAAGGUAUUCAUAUUUAGAUUAAUUUUAUUAUAUUUUGUCCAACUUAUAGAUAGGACAACUUGUUUAAUCGCAUAAUCACCAAUUCGCAAAAUGACAAAUUCAUUUUUAGGUAUUUGAAAUGCGUUUUGUAUAAAAAAUUCAUAACCGAUUUUGCGAAUUAUUCAUCAUGCGACUACCUCGAAUUGAAUAAAAAUAUCAAGGAAUACAUUGGUAGUCCUAAACUUACUUGCUACUUUUAAAAGCUUCGUGGUUUCGUCUCUAUUGCAAAAUAUGAGAAUAAACCACAAAUAAAUUCAAUUUCGUAAAGUGAAAUCUGAUUUGUGAGCCAAAUUGGACUUUAUGGAAUCAUUAUAAGGUCUACUUAUAUUAACUUCACAACGACUUAAUUUUGUGCUUUCUUCGCUGUUGUUUUAUCUUUGUCAUAUUCAAGGAAGAGACCUUCAUAUAUAGUUACGCCCCUAUGCGAACAUCCAAAUAUCUGCAAUGGUUUAAAAAGUAAUCUUGUCGCAUAAUUAUUUGUACAACUAAAUGCCUGUCUCGCUUAUACACUUAUAUUCGUUAAUCUAAUUUAGCUAAUUAUUAAAAUAUUUAAGUAAAAUUUAGUUUUUCAUCAGCUUUUAAAAGUAGUUUGUUUUGAAUUUAACAGCUCGUGACGACUUGUACAUAUUGACCGUGAUGACAAGCAAUAAUAUACAAACAAACAUAGCGAUAAUACAUGAAUUAUGCAUUGUUACUUACCCAAAUAGAAAUAUUUUGUAAAUGCUAUUGUUCCGUGUUCUUACAUGCAUCGAAUUACUUCGUCUUAUGAUUAAUAAAACACUGCAUAGAUGUCGCUAGUGUCGUCUAUCAACACGCUGAAACGCAGUUCCCAGUUCGCAGCCAUACCCAUAGGCCUUACCCCAAUGCUCAGUGGUGCUUCUUUACAUACUUACUUCGUUAUUUUCUAUAGUUUUGACAUUGACGUACAUAGAAGCUUCAUACAAUUUCUAUGUUCACCUGCGUUGAUCCGUCGAUAGGUAUGUCAACGAGACGGAGCGCGGCUGAGCGAUGGGGCAUGGCUCUUAUUGUAUCCUAUCUAUUCUAUGCCUUAUGGCUCAUACACACUAUCGGCGAACUCGGUUCAGACAGACGCCGACAUGAAUGAACUCACAUUUCGUAGUUUAUGUUUUUUUACCGCAAGGAAAAGAAACAUGUCGAAACCCUUUGCCGAAUAUAUAUAGUCGGCAGUUCGAUAUUAUAUAAAGAGUUAUUUAAAACAGUGUUAAAUAACGUUCAGUUUUGGAUUUAUCAAUCGAUAUCAUAAUCUCAAUUAUAAACCUAUCCAAAGUGAUCUAGAAAAAAAAAACAAUUGACAGUUUUCUUUUGUUAGAUUUUAUACAUUCUAUAAUGUGAGGAUCAACAAAUAACAUAUGUGUGAUACCAGCAGUACUCAACAUAUUCUGUUCAUGUCCUGUUCUCUAGAGAUAUUCAGAUAUGUUAAGUAAAGUGUACAUUAUUUUUAUGAAUCUUUGGCAAUAAAAAAAAAUUCUUUGCGCUAUCCCCCAAUUUACCCGUUAUGUAGGUAUUUUUGCAUAACGUUGUAUUUUCAUUUAUAUUUAUUACUUACUACAUCGGUAUUAAGUCGAAUGUUCCAAUUAAUUGUGUAAGUACCUUAUUUGAAGUAGCUCAUCAGUUCAGCGUUGCUAAGAAUAAAAAUAUGCACAAAA